AGAGGGGGCGGCGGCGGCAGCACGGGCGGGCGGGCGGGAAGGAUGGUGUUUCUGUGGCCCGGGCGGCGGGUGCGGACUAGGAGCCAGGCUACGGUUUGGCCGAAGCGACGUGUGCUCAGGAGCAGCCGGCGCGGGUGCCGCUGAGGCAGGCAGGACCGACUGACUGACGGACCGACGGAAGGCGACCCGAGAGCCGGUCCCGGGGCCGCGCCGUAGGCGAGAUGCCGGGGCCGCCGGCGUUGCUGCUGCUGCUGUUGCUCCUGGCCGCCGGCAGUGCGGGGGCCGCGCCACUUCCGCAAACAGGUGCAGAGGAGGCACCUGCUGCAGAAGUCUCAUCUUUUGUGAUCCUGUCUGUGUGCAGUUUACUGGUAUUAAUAGUGUUAAUUGCAAACUGUGUAUCCUGCUGUAAGGACCCGGAAAUAGACUUCAAGGAAUUUGAAGAUAAUUUUGAUGAUGAGAUAGAUUUCACACCACCAGCAGAAGAUACCCCCUCUGUUCAGUCCCCGGCAGAAGUUUUCACACUUUCAGUACCAAAUAUCUCACUACCAGCUCCAUCCCAGCUCCAGCCUUCUGUAGAAGGUUUGAAGUCUCAAGUUGCCCGCCACAGUCUAAACUACAUCCAGGAAAUUGGAAAUGGCUGGUUUGGAAAGGUCCUCCUGGGAGAGAUUUACACGGGCACUAGCGUAGCAAGAGUAAUAGUGAAGGAAUUAAAAGCAAGUGCAAGCCCAAAGGAACAAGAUACUUUUUUGAAAAACGGAGAACCUUACUAUAUUCUUCAGCAUCCAAAUAUUCUUCAGUGUGUUGGACAAUGUGUAGAAGCAAUUCCCUAUCUUCUGGUGUUUGAGUUCUGUGACUUGGGUGACCUAAAAGCUUACCUGCGCAACGAGCAAGAGCACAUGAGGGGGGACUCGCAGACCAUGCUGCUGCAGCGGAUGGCCUGCGAGAUUGCAGCGGGCCUGGCUGCCAUGCACAAGCUGCACUUCCUGCACAGUGACUUAGCCUUGCGGAACUGUUUUCUUACCUCGGACCUGAAUGUGAAAGUCGGAGAUUAUGGAAUAGGAUUCAGCAGGUACAAGGAGGAUUAUAUUGAAACAGAUGAUAAAAAAAUUUUCCCUCUGCGAUGGACUGCUCCAGAAUUAGUAACCAGCUUUCAAGACAGACUACUAACUGCAGAUCAAACGAAGUAUAGUAAUAUCUGGUCCCUGGGUGUGACACUUUGGGAGCUUUUUGAUAAUGCUGCUCAGCCUUAUUCCAGCCUUUCCAACUUAGAUGUUCUCAAUCAGGUGAUUCGAGAGAGAGACACAAAGCUCCCUAAGCCUCAGCUGGAGCAGCCUUAUUCUGAUAGAUGGUAUGAAGUUUUGCAAUUUUGCUGGCUGUCACCAGACAAGAGACCAGCAGCCGAGGAUGUGCAUAGAUUGCUCACCUACCUGCGGAUGCAAAGCCAAAGGGACUCAGAAGUUGACUUUGAACAACAGUGGAAUGCUCUUAAACCAAAUACAAAUAGCAGAGACACUUCAAGUAAUGCUGCCUUCCCAAUUCUCGACCAUUUUGCCAGGGAUCGGCUUGGUCGCGAGAUGGAGGAGGUCCUCACCGUGACUGAGACCAGCCAGGGCCUGAGCUUUGAGUAUGUCUGGGAGGCGGCUAAGCAUGACCACUUUGAUGAGCACAGUCGGGGCGCCCCAGACGAAGCCUUGUCCUACACAAGCAUCUUUUUUCCAGUUGAAGUUUUUGAGAGUUCACUUUCAGAUCCCGGGCCAGGGAAACAAGACGACAGUGGCCAGGAUGUCCCCCGUGGGGCCCCUGGAGUGGUUCCUGUUUUUGAUGCCCACAACCUUUCUGUUGGAAGCGACUAUUACAUCCAGUUGGAAGAAAAAAGCGGUAGCAACUUGGAGCUCGAUUACCCGCCCGCACUGCUCACAACCGAGAUGGAUAACCCAGAGAAGAUAAGUGAUGAGACGUCCCAGUUUCUGACACUCAAGAAUCUUGAAUUUGAGGAGUCCAGUACAGAUGAGGAUUUCUUCCAAAGCAGUACAGACCCCAAAGAUUCCAGCAUCCCCGAGGACGUCCAUGUUCCCAGGGGCCCUGAGAGCCCCUUCAACAGUAUAUUUAAUGAUCUGGACAAAUCAGAUGGUCUGCCCAGUCACCAAAAAAUAUUUGACUUAAUGGAACUAAACGGAGUUCAAACGGACUUGAAGCCGACCACUUUAAGUUCAAGUCUGGAUGCCUCCAGAGAGUCGGUAACAACAUGCCACUUUGAGAAAGAAAAGCCCCGUAAGCUUUUUGACUCUGAGCCUCUUUGCUUAUCAGAAAACCUUUUGCACCAGGAUAAUUUUGAUCCACUGACUGUUCAAGAAUUGUCAGAAAACUUUUUAUUUCUUCAAGAGAAAAACUUACUAAAAGACUCAUUGUCUAGCAAAGAACAUGUAAAUGAUCUUCAAACAGAACUUAAAAACGCUGGUUUCACUGAAACAAUGUUAGAAACUCCACGUAGAAAUUCUUUAGAUCCUGAGGUUAACUUUGCUGAAAAUAAACCAGGCUUUUCUUUGUUGCAGGAAAACGUAAGUGCAAAAGGUAAAGACACAGGUGUCGUGUUCAAGGACAACACUUUGAAUACCUCAUCACAGUCUUCCCCGGAAGUGCAGGUACCUCCUACCUCUCUCGAAACAGAAAGAACACCUCAUCAUGUACCUCCAGAUAUGUUCCUGAAGCAGGGAGAACCCACAUGUUCAGAUGUCAGUGUCCAUGAAGACUGUCUCUGCCAAGAAAUCAGUCCAGACUCUGUGGCCGUCACAGUUGUAAUCCCCUCAACUGAUGCCAAAGCACACAGCAUUGGCGACAGGUCCCAUGACUUGACCCACCAAAGUCCAGAGACCUUGAGACUGACCAAAAGUGACUCGGUUCUUGUUGAUGACCUUUUUGCCAAUAAGGUGAGUAUAGGAAAUAAUCUUCCAGAAUUGAGACAGAACUUACAAAACCAGCCCCUUUCAGAAGACCAUCACAGCAAUAGUCUGCUGGAGAAAAACGUGGAAGCUGUGGAGACUUUGAGUCAGCUGCAUUGUAAAGAUGCUACAAAAGAGGGGGGCUUGGUGUCCGUCCUCUCCUCGGACUCAACCAGUCAAGACAGCCUUUUAGAAGACAGCUUGUCAACACCCAUUCCGACUUCAGAACAGUCUGUGGAGACCCCAGACUCUCUGGAUUCAGUGGAUGUCCAUGAAGUUUUAUUGGGUUCGUUAGGCUCUCACACGCCUCAGAAACUCCUGCCCCCUGAUAAGCCUGCAGACAGUGGCUACGAGACUGAAAACUUGGAGUCCCCUGAAUGGACUCUGCACCCUGCUUCUGACGGCGCCGCAGCCUCAGAGCCGUCCACAGCAGGUGACAGCGGUCAUAGCAGUUUGCCUCCCAACCCGGUCAUUGUCAUCUCAGACGCAGCCGAUGGCCACAGAGGUACAGAAGUGACCUCGCAGACAUUUGCACCUGGCCCUCAGAGCUCAUACCGAGACUCUGCUUACUUCUCAGAUAAUGACUCUGAGCCGGAUAAGAAGUCCGAGGGGGUCCCAGGACCCUCAGCUUCAGCCUUGGAAUUGGUAACGGAUCAGCCCCUGCCGGAGCCAGUCAUUCCAGAGCAAAGUCCUGGCACCAGGGACGGUUGCCGGGAAACCAGACAUGGCCAGCCAGACCAAAGUUGUCUACCUGUGUCGCAAGAUUCCAGUCACCUGGAGUUGAGAGAAACGUUGGAACCGGCACCAGCUGAUGUUUCCAAGCAGACACCUCCUCCUCAAGACGAGGCUGGCAGUCCCUUGAGUUUGUUGAAUUCCGAGCUAAGCAGCUGUGAUGACUUUGAGGCACAAGAGGAGCGCCCCUGCACGCUCGCCUCCACUGGCACCAACACCAACGAGCUCCUCGCCUUUGCAAAUGCCACCCUCUGUUCCAGCAGCGCGUCAGACCUGACGGUGGAGAAGACCCUCUGCGGCCACGCCGAGGGCCACAAGUUGAAAGAGCCAGAUAUCGAAGGGAAAUACCUGGGGAAACUUGGUGUGUCGGGCAUGCUUGACCUCUCUGAGGACGGCAUUGAGGCAGACGAGGAAGACGAAAACAGUGACGACUCCGACGAGGACCUGCGGGCGUUCAACCUGCACAGCCUCAGCUCUGAGUCGGAGGAUGAGACCGAGCAUCCCGUGCCUGUGAUCCUCAGUAACGAGGAUGGAAAGCACUUACGGAGCCUGUUGAAACCCUCAGCCACCGUUGCCAUUGAUCAGCUCCCCGAUGACUGGAAAAAAGAAAAGAAGGCAGUGACAUUUUUUGACGAUGUCACAGUCUAUCUGUUUGACCAGGAGACCCCAACCAAAGAGCUGGGGCACUGUGGAGGAGAUGCACGUGGCCCUGAGUUGAACAGCCCGGCACCUUCUUCAGGCUCUCCCUACCUGAGCAGGUGCAUAAAUUCGGAAAGCUCAACUGAUGAAGAAGGUGGAGGCUUUGAAUGGGAUGACGACUUCUCCCCCGACCCUUUUAUGUCGAAGACAACAAGUAACCUUCUUAGUUCUAAGCCUUCUCUUCAGACGUCCAAGUACUUCUCGCCACCUCCGCCGCCCCGGAGUGCGGAACCGAGCUGGCCUCACACACCGCCGUAUUCCAGAUUCUCCAUCUCUCCUGCCAACAUCGCCAGCUUUUCUCUCACACACCUUACUGACUCGGACAUCGAACAAGGAGGAAGCAGCGAAGACGGAGAAAAGGAUUAGGUGGACACAGAUGUGCUCCCGGGCCCCGGGCCGCUCCCCCAGGGCGGCACUCCUGCACCGAGCCCAGCGGCGACAUCCCUCCACGUCGGCUGCAGCGGGCCCGGCCCAGGAGAGAGACUCAGGCGGCCGGGACGGAGCUGCGCUGGCUCCGUGCCCACGGCGGGCAGCCCGGCGGGGGAGGCCCUGGGCCGCUCUCACCCGCCGGAGGUGCUCGCGCCCUGGUCAUCCUUGGGGGGCGUCGACCCUGCUCUGGUGUGUGGGGAACUGAAGGCUCGGGGUUGUUUUCGGUGCGGGGUGUUCUCCGCCUCCACACCUGUGCAUCCCUUCUGUGCGUGAGGGCCCAGGGGAGCACGAUGGGAAUGGGCACCAGUGAGCCAUAUUUAUUAUUUUUAAAGAAAUCACUAAUUGCUUUCUGUAAUUGCACUGUGGAUAAAUGUUCUAGGAGUACCUGAUAUUGUACAGAAUCGUAAAUUAUUCAAGGAAAAUAAGGCAGGUCAAGCUGGUGCUAUCCACUAGUUUGAUUUCUUUCUCUGUUUUAUAGUUUGUUUGCUCUGCAUGGUACUUGUAAAGUUUAAAUUUUUGAGUGUUCUGCUGUCUAGAAUUGUUGGAAUUGUACAUAUGGUACUUUUUCGUAAAUGAUACAUGAUUCCUAAUGUUAGUGUUUUUUGUUCUUAUAGGAAGUACUUUUGAUGAGUCCAAAAAGACUGCUUUGUUCUGUUGACCGAAUGAAACAUACGUUUGUCUCUUUCUAUAACGCAGGUUCCUUGUAGCAAGUGACGCUUCUCUGAGGAGCUGAAGGGUCUUGCAGCCCCUCUGUGUGAUUCUCUCACCCCACUCCCCCAUUUUUUUAGACCCUUCGGUUAAACUUGACAGGUGGUUCACCCCAGAAGUCCGCUUUGGGUCAGAACGUCCAGGUGUCUGUCCUGCCCCUCUCCCUGGGAGCCGUGCUCUGCUGUGGCCCCUGAACCACCUCCCCUCACGCCGGCUCCUCUGCUUAGUGUUUGGAAGCACAGGCUGCUGGGGCUUCGGUGUCCCUGUAGCUCCUUCCUUCAGCCGCUGCCAAACUCUAAGGAGGAAGCUGCCCACGCAGGGCUCUGGUUGCCGAGGACAGUCUGAGUUCAUUCUGUUUGUACAUACUGGGUGUUGAGCUUUCAAAUAACGUCCAGAGUUUUUCCUGGAGUUUUCCUGGAAGAACCACCCCGCGUCACGGCCAGCGGCGGCCGGGCUCUGUAACCGAGGAGAUACACUACAUCCCGCAGCUGGGAGCAGGGACGAGAGACCAUGGCGAGCCUGCGCAGCCAGCACGUCCUCCUGGUUGGGACCUCCCACCCGGAUGCGGCCCUGGGACUCAUCUGCACUGACCCUUCCCUUCUGCAUUAAGCACCACGUUUUCCCCUUGCCUUGAAAAGGACCGAGUGUGUGCAGCGCCACCUCCUAAUGUUGCCAGGAAUUGGGUGUUCAUGAUAAAAAGCUGACCUCAUUCUGCACUCUGUGCGUUCUGCUUUGACAUCAGGAAGUUUCCAGGGACUAGAGCAGCAUGUGUUGAAGGAGGCUUGGCAUGUCCGCUGUGAAGCCGUGUAUACCGGGGUCGGGUGUCGGGUCUGUGGUCACCACCCUGGCCCUUCACCCCAAAUGUUUUCCGGUGCUGAUUUGCUUCCCCGACUCCAGCAUAACACAGGUCCACUGGGGCUGCGUGAUAGAAAUCCCAGCAACCCUGGUCCUAGCGCAAGAUGCAGUUGUGUAUACUGGCUAGAGUUUACAAAGUAAAUUAUGACCUUUAUUAUCAAUUCUAGUUCGCUCCACUAACGUUUUAUACUAGCAAUAACUUUCCCGAGCAAGAACUCAGAAUGGAGAAAGAGCCCCCUUUACUCUCCACUUGGUGUGAGCAGGGAGCUGAACAAGGAAAAGUUAAUAGGGCAUUAGAAGGUGAUUUUGCCAAAACUGUCAUAACUCUGAAUUUCUUGCUAUGAGGACUUCCUGAGUUUCCUGAAUUUUUACAUCUAACUAUCAGUCUUUGUUGAGAGAUAUAUGAGAGGUGAUAAUUAAUACAAGUUUUUUCAAACUAUAACGAGUUCAGAUUUCAUGACUAAAGUCAAGCAGAUCCAUAGAAUAUAUAGUCUUCUUGUAUAAUCAGCCCGGGAUAAAUUUAUUGAUAGGUGGGGGCUGUACCUUUUUCACUAUGAUUAAGGAGAUUUUAACAACCUAAUUCCCAUUUUAAUUUAUUUUAGGUCUAUCUUGCUGUCAUGAUUAAUUGCCAAAAGAAAGCAUUUUAUACAUUGAGUUGGGGGGGUGGGUUGGAGUAGUAAAUCUUACUGUGGUGUUGCAUGGUGGGGAAGAUUUUAUAUUUAUAAUAAACAUGUGAGUCAACAUGUUCUUUUGAAAUCUCAAGCAAUACACGGGAAACCAAUUAUGUAGAUUAGAAUUUUUGGCCCAUCUUUGAAGUGUCAGCAUGUGCUUUGUUGUUCAAGUCAGGUUUUCUUUUUGUUUUUUGGUGUUUUUUUUUUUUUUUUUAACUACAUUGGUUACCAAUAGUGGGUUUUCAGACCGAACUUGUUCUAAUAAGUUAUGCAAUGAAAUAAAUCAGUGGAAUUCUCCAGAUAAUAUGGGUGAGGUUAAUAAUACCUGGUUCACAGUGGUAUUUUCCUGGCCUUCUUUGGAAUCUAUCAGGUUUUAAUUUGUGCUACUCUGGUGGAGUUUACGUAUUUUAAAUCCUAUAAUAAAAAGAACCUUCAUUUCCUUCCUAGCUAGAUGUUAAUUUGUGUUAUCACACGAUCCUGUCCAUAAGUCAGAAAAAGAAAUGUAAAAAAAUAAAAAAGUGCUCCCCAAAUCCUUCUGGAACUUGGACUGUGCGUCUGGGUAAGAAGCCAUUCAUCUUAAGGGUGAAGAAGCUCUGUGAAGCUGAAUUGAAAACAGAGCAUUCGUUCUAUUUUUAAAUGUACAGGUGAUUGUUUCUAUAGAAAUGGGUUUUAUCUUAGAAAAGUCUUUGUAUGUUUUGCUGCCGUAAAACGCCUUUCAGAACCACUCCCUCGUAUUCAUAUUUUCCAUAGGGUACUUGUAGGGUUAGCGACUUACUGCAUGUCUGUCCUGGGGGCCCCGGGGCGUGAGGGAGGCAGCGCCUGGUUUUGCCCUACUCAGCCCACCAUCUGACAGUUCGGGAAGUGAGCCCAGUGUUAGGCUCCGAAUGUUGGGCUUCGGUGAUAGGGGCUUCAGAAUAAUAGCCUUAUGAGAAGUAGCCUUAAAAUAAGAAUGGGUAACUCAAUUACUUCAGAUUUCAAUCCCAUAAACAAUAUUCCUGAUAGUAGCGGGGCUGGCUCCAGUUUUGGCUAUUAACAAACUCCUCUUUAGUACACAGGUAAAUUCUGAAAGAUGCGUAGACAGUACUGAACUACCAACAACCUGUUACCCAAAGGGCUUGAACUAGGUUGUUCAGGCUCACACAAGCGCAGGCAGACCUUACCAAUGGGCCGGUGUGUGCAUCCACUGUUGAAUCUGGUCUGCAAGUGAGGACCCAUGGGGGCAGUCACACCCACGCAGCUUCCCUGUUGUGCUUUAACACAGUUGUGAGAGGUUCACGGCAAUAUCACAGCUAAUGAACUUUCAGUUUAAAUUGUGUACAUUUUUAAAUUGUAAGAUUUUUACUGUAUAUUGAUGCAUAGUGUGAUUCAAUAAAUUGCUUGUAAUUUAAAAACUAUUUAAUAUUCAAAAUAAAUAUAGUUAUAUAUUUAUAAA
This is a messenger RNA of Zalophus californianus (California sea lion), 8465 nucleotides long. RefSeq names its product lemur tyrosine kinase 2 (gene LMTK2). Lineage: Eukaryota; Metazoa; Chordata; Mammalia; Carnivora; Otariidae. Bases 222 to 4736 code for a protein of 1504 amino acids. The record is from RefSeq and is a predicted model, not a curated record. The transcript has 14 exons. Gene Ontology annotation, molecular function: ATP binding; protein kinase activity. Gene Ontology annotation, biological process: protein phosphorylation.